AGAGAGAGAGAGAGAGAGAGAGAGUUUAUCUUUCCCUCAAGUCAUAUCUGAGAAGUCUCUAAGCUGAAUAGUAGGAGGAAAAGUGCAGAGAGAGGAAGAAAAACGACAAGAGUUAUAGAGAAGGCGUGAGUGUGAGACACGCAGGUGUCUGUGCCAUUGCUAACGCGCACACAGAUGCAAACACACGCACACACUCUGUGUUGUGCCUGCGCUCGUGGUGGAUAGCUAAGUGCGUGCGCGCGCGCGUGCGUGUGUGUGUGUGUGUCUGCCUGGUCUUUUGUGUAAACUGAAUUGUUCUUCGUCCAGUCUGACCCCUUGUAACUCCCUAGAGAGAGUGUGUGUGUGAGGGAGAGAGAGAGAGCGAGCGCCUAUGCGCGUCAGGGUCCUGGAACGUGUGGGUCGUGUGUAAGGUAUUCUUACAAGUCCAGGGGCAUCCGAGGAAAAGGAGAGGAAGGCAGCGUGCGCCCCCGCAUAGCCGCGCAACACUGGACAUGCACAUCAGCCCCUCUGCGGGAGAUCUGGGUCUGACAUAGCCUCGGCCGAUCGCAGCCUGCAUCAGCGGCGGCGCACGUAGGACAGGAUGGCGGCCAUGCCGUUCGUCAGUGAGGGAAAGUGUGUUAGUGUGGAGUGGGAUUUCCUGCAAGGACUCCUCGCCAAGCCGCCCACCCUACCCUGUUUACAAAACCUGCGGAAAGAGAAGUCCCGCAAUGCAGCUCGCUCUCGUCGUGGUAAAGAAAACUUUGAGUUUUUUGAGCUGGCCAAAAUGCUGCCACUUCCCGGUGCCAUCACCAGCCAGCUGGACAAGGCUUCGGUUAUCCGACUGACCAUCAGCUACCUGCACAUGAGGCAUUUUGCCAGUCAGGGAGACCCGCCCUGGAGCCCCCUGCUGGAGGGGGACAAUAACUGCAACAAGGUGCGAAGAAACAGUCACUCACUGGCCACUGAUAUAUUUGAGCAGCACCUGGGAGCACAUCUAUUACAGUCUCUGGAUGGGUUUGUGUUCGUGGUCAGUCAAGAAGGACGUUUCCUCUACAUUUCUGAGACCGUGUCAAUUUACUUGGGUCUCUCACAGGUGGAAUUAACAGGCAGCAGUGUUUUCGACUACAUCCAUCCUGCAGACCAUGUGGAGAUGGCAGAGCGGUUGGGAAUUAAGCCACACCUCCGCACAGAGGCAGGCUGUCAGACUACCCAGGAAAGUGCUUCAAGUUCCGCCUCCACAUCCUCAUUGGCUGGCACACCUGAACCAGCCCCCUCCAGUCCUCUGUCAUCCGGAGAUGAACCAGCAGAGCGAGGUUUCUUUGUCCGGAUGAAAUCCACUCUUACUAAGCGCGGCCUACAUGUCAAAUCCUCUGGUUAUAAGGUGAUCCAUGUUACUGGACGGAUUCGCUGUCGGCCAGCACUGGUUCCAGGCUCUUCACGCUCACUCCAUCGGCCAUUGGGAUUGGUGGCUCUUGCACACACCCUCCCACCGUCCACUCUUAAUGAGGUGCGCAUGGAGAGUCAGAUGUUUGUUUUUCGGGUCAACAUGGACCUCCAGAUCACCUACUGUGAGAACAGGAUCUCAGAAUAUAUGGACUUGAGCCCAGCUGAGGUGGUGGGACACACCUGCUACCACUUCAUCUAUGUAGAAGACGUAGAUAUCAUCCGACAAAGCCAUGAAGACCUGCUGAGGAAGGGUCAGGUUGUGACUGGUUACUACCGCUGGCUGCAGAGGAGAGGCGGGUAUUUGUGGGUUCAGUCAUGUGGCACUGUGUCCAUCAACCACAAAGCACCCCAUGAACGCAACGUCAUCUGGGUCAACUACAUACUCAGUCGGACAGAGAUGCCCGACACGCCACUGGAUUUAAUACAACUUCCAGAAAGCCUGAAAGCCGAGCGUCUUCGGGCAAGCUCUUCCACUCGAGAGAUCUCUCCAAAGGCACAUGGCCCGAAUGGUGCCCACACGACCAAGGGGGGAGCUGGACGAAAUGAGUCUGAGCGCAAAGGGAGAGACUCUUAUACUCACACUACUUCUAACCAGUCAGAAAACAGGAGGAAGAGGCCUCACCACUCCAGCCCUGAAAAUACACCUCCACAAACUAGAAGACAACUCGAGGUGUUCCGCCAUAGAGAGGAUAGCCUGUCAGGCUCCUCAGACUCAGCCAGUGACAGUGAAGCUGAAGAAGAGGAAGAGGAGGACAAGGAAGAGGAGUGGGAGCACAACGGCAACAGCAAGAGAGUAAAGACUGAAGUGGUAGCUUCUAAGAAGAACAGCGAGAUGGGGAAAGUCCGUAACGGUCGUGCUGUAAUCCAGCAGCUGAAGAGCGUCGUGACCAGCACUGCCAACUCUAGCAUUAAAUCUGAGCAGGAACUGUUGAAUGUUGGAAUUUGCUCAGCCACUGGAGGGCGUUGGAGCAACACUCAGUCCACUAGGGGUAUAAAUGGCAGCAGCCCCCCAUCCCAAGAUUCCGAGUCAGUCACCACAGAAUCUCCAGCUAAGGGUCUCUUCAGCCCUCCAUCACCCAUCUCAGCUUCACCCCUGCCUAGGGAAGAUCGUUCCCUCCACGGAGGCCGUACACCCGAUUACGAGCUUCUUCAGAGACUAGCUGCAGGUGGAGCAGCCGGGCGUGUACUGUUCCACCCUCUUGCUCUCGGGCCUCCAGGGCCUCAGAGCCUUUACGCUCCGAGCACCAUCCGCUACGCCCCUCCAGAGCUGCCCACCAGCCAUGCUGAUGGACCACGCCUGGACAUCGCACCCAAAUCACCUACUUUCUUUCCACACCUGCAGAGAAUCGCCGCUCUACCACCCUUCAGCGGCUUCUCUCCUUCAGAGAAUCCAUUCGCUCCAUCUCUUCCCUUCUGCAUGAACGGACUGAGAGGAGCAGCAGGGACAGAUGAAGACUGAGAAAAACAGACUGUAAAUAAGAGAGAGAAGAAAGAGAUAGGUAGCACAACACUGAAAAAAAUACUAAAGGAAAUGAUAGGGAAGGGGUGCAGGCUUGUCAUACAGUCUUCCCAGCAUCCUUUCCAGGUAGCUCAUGCGUUUGCACAGGUCUUCCUCUCUCUGGAUAUGCAGGAAAAGCCAUACUGUACAAAUGGAGCUCAUCAUACAGACACGUUCAUAUAAGGGAAUAUUUACAUGAAUUAAAAGAAAUGGACUGUGGAGUUAAACAGAAUAUCAGGACAAUUGCCAAACAAGAAAAAAAUCCUAGGCUUAAAUACGAAAGCACAGUCCCUUCAUGGACUAAUCACAACUAAGCCUCUUUUACAGAUUUAAACGCUAGUGUUUUUUUUCUACAAAACAUGCAGUAUUAGUCACUUAUUCUCAUGAGCAUACAGGAAAUAAAUAACCCCAGACAGUGUAACCAUGUUUAAAAUAUUUGAUAUUUAAAGACUGCAUACAUGCAAGGCUCCAAAGCCCUAUACACAUAUUGUGAACAAAUUUACUGUCAUGAACUUUAACUAACCUCUUAUAGGGAUUUAGGGUCAUUUGGGUGGGAGGGUAAAAACACUGUCUUUCAUGAUCAUCUAUCAUGUCCAAGCACUUACGUUCAAGCGUCUGGCUUUGAAUAUAUAGCACUUCAUUAAUGACCACACUUUCCAUUUUUCUGUAGUGUAUGAAAAAAAAAAACAGUUGAUAUGACUGUGGUCAAUAAAAAAAUACUUUUUAUAAUAAAAUAAAAAAGAAAUAAAGAAUACAGAUGUGAUCACUGAACAGGGAACGUACCCAAGUGGUCAAAACAUUAAGAUAAAGGCAUACUACACUGCUAAACUGAUAUUCUGUGUUCAGAUUCUUUGUUAGCAAAAGGGGUUACAUGAAAAAUCCUACCAUUUUUAUGUCUGUGCCAAAAGAAUCAUUUUUAAAUGUAAAUGGCCAUAAGUUUUCACUCUAAAUGAUAAGCCUUUUGUGUUUUACUUAUUAGUGCACAUAUGUUGUGAGGGAGUGAGUGAAUGAGUCAGUGAAUCACUGAUUGAAAAAGUGAGUGAGUGAUUCAGUGAAUCAAUGAGCGAUUGAAUGACUGAGAAGGUAAGUGAAUCAGUGAGUCAAUGAGUGAUUGAAUGACUGAGUGAGUCUCUGUGUGUGUGUGUGUGUGUGUGUGUUUGUGCGCAUGUGCGCAUUAUUGGAAAGACACACGUUUGUUCUGUUUCAUGAGGUUGUGGUCUCUUUAACUUUUUCCAUCACUGUGAAUCUAACCUUUUUAUGUUGAAAUGUUUGUGAAAACACAAUGGUAUCAACAAUAAAUGAAAAUAAAAAUCUGUAAAGAUUAUUGUAAUGAUAAUACAGAUGACAGAUAAUAAACUCUAUUCCUUUA
Messenger RNA from Tachysurus vachellii, 4292 nucleotides. It is a transcript of the gene npas1, whose product is annotated as neuronal PAS domain protein 1. The transcript has 12 exons. Gene Ontology annotation, biological process: regulation of transcription by RNA polymerase II. Lineage: Eukaryota; Metazoa; Chordata; Actinopteri; Siluriformes; Bagridae. Gene Ontology annotation, molecular function: protein dimerization activity; RNA polymerase II transcription regulatory region sequence-specific DNA binding; DNA-binding transcription factor activity, RNA polymerase II-specific. The record is from RefSeq and is a predicted model, not a curated record. The coding region runs from base 581 to 2884 and encodes 767 amino acids.